AUGGCUUUUUUCUUCACUCGUCUAAUUCGCUACGUGGUCCUCGGGCUUGUACUGGCCGGUGUUGUGCAGUACAUGCUACGAUGGAAGACCUACACCGUUUCACCGAAGAUAUUUCGUCAGUUGGCCGGCGCAGCGCAUGGAAACAGUGGAAUUUCGAAUGUGAAUAAGCUGCGGAAUGAUUUACGCCGUACAUAUCCAAGCCAAAUCAUCGAGAGCGACUGGGAGGCCAUUUAUGGUGGUGGUUUGAACCUGCGUGCCAACAUUCUGUUCGCAUCACCCACCGAAUUCAUCAUCGUUUUUCAUGCUCCUCAUCGAACAUCCGGCUUCUCAGGUUGGCAUUGGGUCAAUAGUACUUGCACGGUCCUGAAUGGUGAGGUGACACGCAGUGCAUUUACAGCACACGGGGCGAACCAGGAGAAAUUUGAACCCGGGAAAAAUUUCCGGCAUGGUGAAUUCGAACGACAUGGUUACGAAUUUGCACCGGAUACCUACCUGGCAUGCUAUGGUCGUGGUGCUGUUCCGCUGAGUAGCGUAUGGAUGUUGACGGGUUCGGUUGCAAACGCCGAUCCUGUAUCAUUUUCGAAGCUCAUUUUCACGUACACAAAUGCAUGCGUACAUCAGAUCAAGAAUACAAUCAUGAAAACUUUCAAUUAUUACAAAUCGAAAGCCUUGAGAAAUGAGCUGUAA
Messenger RNA from Gongylonema pulchrum, 687 nucleotides. The record is from the annotation of a GenBank genome assembly. Lineage: Eukaryota; Metazoa; Nematoda; Chromadorea; Rhabditida; Gongylonematidae.